AUGGAGAGCUACACCUCGGUGCCAUUUUCAGAUCGAAAAGGAGGCCAACUGCUUGCGGCGACGAAGGCAGCAACUUGGCUGCAACAGCGGCUACACAGACUCCACAUUCUCUUCCCCGGCACGCUCUUCACCACCAUCAACAAUAAUCCCAAGCUUUCCUUUUCAGCAAGGAAAUCCAUGGAGGAAGUCGGGAAAGAUAUUAGCCUAUCUUCUCUGAAUGGUAUCAGUCUUCAAGGCAAACAUGGCACCCUCAUCUCCACCGCAGCCACUAACCCUGCUUUCCCUAGCAUGAUCUUGCAAGACUUUUUGGCCACACCCUUCAACAAUAUACCUCCAACAACAUCCUCGGGUGUACUCUCCAAUGAAGAACCCACCUUUCUUCACUCUCUAUCACUCACUCCUGCCACAGUAUUGCGCUUGAAUACUGGGUCUGACCCUUUGAGAUCCAACCCUGCAGUCAACAACCGUACCGCUAUUGCACCCUCAUCGCUUGGUGCUGCUCAUAACUCUACUUUUCAAGGUUUCGGUUCAUCUGCAAGGGUUUUCCCUUCCUUUUGCAGGAAAAGGGCUCAAGGAAAUAAUGAAAAUCCCGAUGAUCUCCGGCUUAAGCUAAUGAUGAAGAACAGAGAAUCAGCUGCUCAGUCUAGAGCAAGAAAACAGGCUUACAAAAAGAAGUUGGAACGUGAAGUUGCUUACUUAAAGGAAGAAAAUGCCAAGCUUAGAAAACAUCAAAAGAAGGUGAUGGCGGCUAUAAAUCAGCUUCCAAAAAAGAAUAGGUUAAGCAGAUCCUUAACAACUCCAUUUUGA
Messenger RNA from Gossypium raimondii (Peruvian cotton), 807 nucleotides. Its product is annotated as protein FD. Lineage: Eukaryota; Viridiplantae; Streptophyta; Magnoliopsida; Malvales; Malvaceae. The record is from RefSeq and is a predicted model, not a curated record. The transcript is spliced from 4 exons. The coding region runs from base 1 to 807 and encodes 268 amino acids. Gene Ontology annotation, cellular component: nucleus. Gene Ontology annotation, molecular function: DNA-binding transcription factor activity. Gene Ontology annotation, biological process: positive regulation of DNA-templated transcription.